AUGCAUCAUGGACUCGCGACCUGCUCCACCACCGCCGCCGCCGCCGCAUCCGCCGCCUCCUCCACCGCCGCCUCCUCCGCCACCUCCGCCGCCUCCGCUCCCUCCGCCACCACCGCCGCCUCCUCCGCCUCCACUGCUGCCGCCGCCGCCACCACCCCCACCACCACUCCCACCACCACCCCCACCCCCUCCACUGCCUCCACCGCCACCUCCACCGCCCCCGCUAGCCCCUCCUGUUCCCUUGCCCCCCUUGCCCUUGCCGGUGCGGCGUCUCCCGCUAGGGGCAGACGCAGCGCCGACCUCGUAGAAACCAACGAGGUCGGCAGCAGCAGAAGAAGCAAUAGAGGGCAAGAGGGGGGAGGGGCAACACCUCUCAAAGACGAGGGUGCGAGGGUCACCACGAGAGGCUCCUACAUCGACUAUGCUCGUCUCUGCUGCUAG
Molecule: messenger RNA, 441 nt
Organism: Closterium sp. NIES-65
Lineage: Eukaryota; Viridiplantae; Streptophyta; Zygnematophyceae; Desmidiales; Closteriaceae
Source: the annotation of a GenBank genome assembly